Molecule: messenger RNA, 5949 nt
Organism: Parascedosporium putredinis
Lineage: Eukaryota; Fungi; Ascomycota; Sordariomycetes; Microascales; Microascaceae
Source: the annotation of a GenBank genome assembly
AUGGCUGAUAAACUCGCGUCGCUCGUCAAGUUGGAAGGCGGACCCACCAACGACAACGAUGUAGACCUGCAGAACCACCUUCUGUUUGAAGUGUGUAGUGAAGUCGGUCGGCAGGUUGGCGGCGUAUACACGGUGCUCAAGACCAAAGCGCCGGUGACCACAGCGCAGUAUGGCAAACGGUACACCUUGCUCGGUCGUCUCGACUACCAGACGGCACUUGCCGAAUUCGACGAGCUCGAGCCAUCAUCACCGGAAAUGUCGCACGCCAUCGCAAGUCUCGAAAAGGAAGGAAUUCGGGCUGUGUAUGGCAGGUGGCUCAUCGAUGGAAACCCACGCGUCCUAUUAAUCGACGUGAAAGCUGCACAGGAUAAGUACCUCGAGCAGUGGAAGCAGGAAUUUGAAAAGGCCUCGGGCGUCACUUUGCCGGUUGAUGACGAGAGUGACGAUGCUUUGGUGUUUGGACGUCUCGUUACGUGGUUCUUUAAGGAGUUCCUUGCCGAGGCUAAGAAGAAGGCGGUAAUCGCCCAUUUCCACGAAUGGCCAAGCGGUCUGGCAGCUUUCUUCAUCAGGAAUGAAAAGCUCAACAUGUCAACUAUUUUCACGGCACACGCGACGGUGAUGGGAAGAGACUUGUGCGCGAGGGGCAUCGACCUGUAUAAUGAGAUGCAAACCAUUGACGUUGAUUCCCAAGAGGAACACUCCUCCGUCUUCCACCGGCACAGGAUCGAGCGCCUAUCUGCCCAACAUUGCGAUAUCCUCAGUACGGUCUCGGACAUUACCUCUCUCGAGUGUGAGCACUUGCUUGGCCGAAAAGCCGACAUCGUACUCCCCAACGGUAUGGAUCUGGGGUUCAAGCGACAAAUGGGAUACAACGAGUCCAGUACGGUGCGGUAUAACAUGAAGGCCAAAAUCGCCGACUUCGUCCGCGGCCACUUUUACGGCCAGCUGGACAGCUUCGACGCGAAUCGUUGCCUCUAUUUCUUCACCUCUGGCCGGUACGAGUACUCGAAUAAGGGCGCGGACAUGUUCAUUGACUCGCUGGCUCGCCUUAACCAACGACUCAAGGAGCAGGGCCCGGAUAGUCCGACAGUGGUUGCGUUUAUUGUCAUGAGAGCCAAGGAUGCUUCGAUAUCUGCGGAGUCGUUGCAUCGGCAGGCCAUCGUCAAGUCACUCCACGAGGCUAUCGACCACAUUGAGGAGAGUAUCAAGAAACGGCUUCUCGACCGCACCCUUCUCUGGAAGAAUGGCGACGUGGUGCCGACCGAGACGGAGCUCGUCACCGAGGCGGAAAACUCAGCCCUCCGGCGGCGGCUUUAUGGCAUCCAGCGCAGUGGCCCACCGCCAGUCAUCACGCACAAGAUCUCCAACCCAGACGAAGACCCAAUCCUAAAUCAUCUGAAACGGGUGAACCUAUUGAAUGAUCCGAGCGACAAAGUCAAGGUCGUCUUCCACCCCGACUUUCUGCGGUCGUCCAGCGCCAUUCUGCCGAUAGACUACGAGGAUUUCGUUCGUGGGACUCACUUGGGUGUCUUCCCUCGCACCAACGUUUCCGGAUUCGGUAGCUACAUGUCGAAAUUGCUCGAGAGCGUCAACGGCCCCGAGCACGGCUUAUAUAUCGUGGAUCGCCUCAAACAGUCCUUCGAUGAGUCGGUCGACCAAAUGACAGGCUUCAUGUAUGACUUUUGUCAGCUGCAGAUGCGCGAUCGAGUGGACCAAAGAAGUAAUGCGGACAGGCUCUCCGAGUUCUUGGAUUGGAACCGACUCCACGUCGAGUAUCGGAGGGCGUGGAAGAUGGCGUUGCGGCGCAAAUCGGACAAGCUGGUGUCUGGCCAGGAUACCGAAAUAGACGAUGCGGACGAAAUGGAGGAGAUGGAGCGACGCCACUCCAUCGUGCGGGACCUUGCCCGGCAGUAUACGCGAAACUCCACGGCCAACGGCCAAGUCGGCGCGGGCGGCCUAUUCCAACCCAGCAGCACGGACUCCGCUCUAGAUCCACACAGCGAGAAGUUUAACGCCCGGGCUUGGGCAGCCGCCCUCGCGCACUCCGUAUCCGAGCACGGAAGCGGGUUCCGCCAAAGCGGCCUGUGCUUCCAAGGCAUGAACGUGUUUGGAUACGGCGCCGAAACCGACUACCAGAAGGACGUCGGCAACGUCUGGCUCGAGGCUUCGAGCAUGCUCCGAAACUUGACGUCGAGCUCGCGCGGAAAGCGACGCAUUGACAUCCUCAAGGGCUUCGACGGAGUCGUCAAGGCUGGCGAGAUGCUCGUGGUGCUUGGACCACCCGGCUCCGGCUGCUCCACGUUCCUCAAGACCAUCUCCGGCGAGACCAACGGCCUCUACGUCGACGAGAGCACUUACUUCAACUACCAAGGAAUCACCGCCGAGGAAAUGCACAAAGACCAUCGAGGAGAGACCAUCUAUACCGCCGAAGUCGACGUCCACUUCCCCAUGCUCUCGGUCGGUGACACGCUUACCUUUGCGUCCCGGGCAAGAUGCCCUCGAAGCCUCCCGCCCGGUGUCAGCCGCAACGAAUACUGCGACCACCUACGCGAUGUCAUCAUGGCCAUGUACGGUAUCAGCCACACCGUCAACACCCAGGUCGGAGACAACUAUAUCCGCGGCGUGUCCGGCGGAGAACGAAAACGUGUGACGAUUGCCGAGGCGACGCUUUCCAACGCGCCGUUCCAGUGCUGGGAUAACUCGACCCGUGGCCUCGACUCUGCCAAUGCCAUCGAGUUUUGCAAGACGCUCCGUCUCCAAUCCGAGCUCUUUGGACAGACCUGCGCGGUAUCCAUCUACCAGUCUCCCCAAAGCGCGUACGAUUUGUUCGAUAAAGCUCUCGUGAUUUACGAAGGCCGCCAAAUCUUCUUCGGCCCCGCAGGCCAAGCUCGGGAAUAUUUCAUCAACCUUGGGUUCGACUGUCCCGAUCGACAGACAACGCCUGACUUCUUGACCUCGAUGACCGCACCGUCCGAAAGGGUUGUCCGUCCUGGUUGGGAAAACCGUGUCCCGCGGACACCUGAUGAGUUCGCGGCGCGAUGGAGGGAGAGCCGGGAAUAUCAGCUCGCCGUCGCGUUCCGCGAGCACAAGCAGCAGACCCAAGCGAAGCGUCAGCGCGUCAAAUCGCCGUUCACGCUCUCCUACCGCCAGCAGGUAAACCUGUGUCUUUGGCGGGGUUGGAAACGACUCCUCGGCUCUCCCGGCCUCACAGUUUUCGCCCUCAUCGCCAACUGCGCCACUGGCCUCAUCGUUUCAUCUCUCUUCUACAACAUUCAGCCCACGACCGGAUCUUUUUAUCAGCGAGCUGCCGUGCUCUUCGUUGCCAUCCUCUCCAAUGCCUUCUCUAGCGCGCUAGAGAUCCUUACCCAGUACUCCCAGCGACCAAUCGUUGAGAAACAUGCCCGCUACGCCUUCUACCACCCAUCCGCAGAGUCGUUCUCGUCCAUCCUUGUUGACAUGCCGUACAAGAUCUCCAACACCAUCUGCUACAACCUCAUCUUGUAUUUCAUGACGAACCUGAACAGGGAGCCCGGUGCCUUCUUCUUCUUCCUCUUUGUCUCGUUUCUCAUGGUGUUGGCCAUGUCAGGUAUCUUCCGGACAAUUGCUGCGAGCUCCCGAACCCUUUCCCAGGCCAUGGUCCCCGCAUCUAUCUUGAUUCUUGCCCUGGUUAUCUUCACUGGCUUCGUCAUUCCAGUCGACUACAUGCUCGGGUGGUGUCGUUGGAUCAACUACCUCGACCCCGUGGCGUAUGGAUUCGAAGCUCUCAUGAUUAACGAAUUUCACAACCGGGAUUUCUCGUGCGAUCAAUUGGUCCCGAACCCUGCCAUCGAGGGGUAUGCAGACGUCGGUGCAAUGAACCGGGCCUGUUCCGCCGUCGGUGCCGUUCCGGGAGAGUCCUUUGUCAGCGGGGAUGCAUACAUCAACUCGCAAUACAAGUACUUCCACAGCCACAAGUGGCGAAACGUGGGAAUCGUCAUCGCCUUCGUUCUCUUCUUCCAUGCUGUUUAUAUCCUUGCCACCGAAUUCGUCACGGCCAAGAAGUCCAAGGGCGAAGUCCUCGUCUUCCGUCGCGGCCACAUGCCUGCCGUCUCGCGAGGAAAGGGUGAUUCCGAGGCAGCCAGCGCCAAUGCCAUUACUACUGUAGACAAGGUCUCCAGUGACGCAGACAGCGGGAAGAUCCAGGGUUCUUCAAGUGUCUUCCAUUGGAACGACGUUUGCUACGAUAUCACGAUCAAAGGUGAGCCCCGACGUAUUCUUGAUCAUGUCGACGGCUGGGUUAAGCCUGGAACCUUGACGGCACUUAUGGGUGUUUCCGGCGCCGGAAAGACGACACUACUGGAUUGUCUCGCAGACCGCAUCUCCAUGGGAGUUAUCACUGGAGAGAUGUUGGUCGACGGGAAGAUUCGCGAUCACUCCUUCCAACGAAAGACCGGCUACGUUCAACAACAGGAUCUCCACCUCGAAACAAGCACUGUUCGCGAGGCAUUGACAUUCAGCGCUCUUCUUCGACAGCCAGCAUCCACGCCACGAGAGGAAAAGAUUGCCUAUGUGGAUGAGGUCAUCAAGUUAUUGGACAUGCAGGAAUAUGCAGAUGCCGUCGUGGGUAUUCUCGGCGAAGGCUUGAACGUGGAACAGCGGAAGCGCCUCACAAUUGGUGUUGAGUUGGCGGCUAAACCACCACUCCUGUUGUUUGUGGACGAACCCACUUCUGGAUUAGACUCCCAAACAUCUUGGGCGAUUUUAGACCUGCUUGAAAAGCUAUCAAAGGCUGGACAGUCUAUCCUCUGCACGAUUCAUCAACCCUCCGCCAUGCUGUUUCAACGUUUCGACCGCCUGCUUUUCUUAGCAAAGGGAGGUAGAACCGUCUAUUUCGGGGACAUCGGACAGGAUUCCAAAACCUUGACCGGCUAUUUUGAGAAGAACGGCUCAGGCCCCUGUCCUAAGGGUGCGAACCCGGCUGAGUGGAUGCUUGAGGUCAUCGGUGCUGCCCCUGGCUCCCACACCGACCUUGACUGGCACAAGACCAAGGAAACAACGGCACAGCAGCGCACGAUAACGACCCAGGCUCAUACCGCGAUACUGGCGUACCCCUCCUACAUCUACUCCAAGGCCGCGCUUUGUAUCGCUGUUGCCCUCUUCAUCGGACUCGUCUUCCUCAACGCCCCUCUCUCAAUCCAGGGCCUCCAGAACCAAAUGUUUGCCAUAUUCAACAUCUUGACCAUCUUCGGCCAGCUUGUGCAGCAACAAAUGCCACACUUUGUAACCCAGCGUGCGCUCUACGAGGUGCGAGAGCGACCGUCCAAGACCUAUAGUUGGAAGGUAUUCAUGCUCUCUCAGAUUAUCGUGGAGAUUCCCUGGAACACUCUAAUGUCCGUCUUGAUGUUCGUGUGCGUCUACUACCCCGUCGGGUUUAACAAGAAUGCGACAGAGGCAGGGCAGACUGUUGAGCGCGGUGGCCUCAUGUGGCUUCUGUUUUGGCAGUUCCUCAUCUUCACUUGCACCUUCGCCCACGCCUGCAUUGCCAUCACUGAUACAGCAGAGGCAGGCGGAAACUUGGCCAACGUCCUCUUCAUGCUUUGCCUACUUUUCUGCGGUGUUCUCGCGGGCCCCGAUACCCUUCCUGGUUUCUGGAUCUUCAUGUAUCGGUUGUCGCCGUUCACGUAUCUGGUGUCGGCCAUCAUGGCUACCGGGCUUGCGAAUGCCGAGAAUUACACUGCAAUCGCCGGCGGCUAUGUCCUCAACGAGGAUGCUACUUCCGACUGUAACUUUUGCCAAAUCAGGGACACCAACGUGUUCCUGAGCAGCAUCAGCUCCAACUACGAUAAUAGGUGGAGGGACUGGGGAAUCGGCAUGGCUUUUAUCGUCUUCAACAUUGCUGCCUCUUUGGCACUCUACUGGCUUGUUCGUAUGCCAAAGGGGAAGAAGAUGAAGAAGACGAAAAAGGAGUAG